AUGGUGCUCCUCAAGGUUUUGCGGAAGACAAAGCAGAAGGAGAAAGAACUUCGCCUCCUGAUGCUAGGUCUGGACAACGCAGGAAAGACGACGAUUGUCAAGCGAAUCAACGGAGACGACUGGGACACGGUCUCGCCGACUCUCGGCUUCUCCAUUAGCACCUUCGCCUUCCAGGGAUACAAGUUGAACAUCUGGGACGUUGGGGGCCAGCGAACGAUUCGUUCCUUCUGGAGAAAUUACUUUGAGGAGACAGACGGCGUCGUGUGGGUGGUGGACUCUGCGGACCGGCCGCGUCUGGAGAUUUGUCGCGAGGAGCUUCACAAACUGAUGAAAGAGGAACGCUUGGCAGGAGCGACGCUCCUCGUCUUCGCAAACAAGCAAGACGUCCCCUCUGCAAUGACAGCAGCCGAAAUUUCGCAGGCGCUUGAUCUGGAUGCGAUGAAAGAGAGUCGUCAUUGGAGCAUCGCUGCAUGCAGCGCCUGGGAGGGCGCCGGUCUUCUGGAGGGAAUUCACUGGCUCGUGGAGGACAUUUCUUCGCGAAUGUUUGUCCGAAGUUGA
Messenger RNA from Toxoplasma gondii ME49, 558 nucleotides. RefSeq names its product ADP-ribosylation factor family protein 2, putative. Gene Ontology annotation, cellular component: cytoplasm; microtubule cytoskeleton. Gene Ontology annotation, molecular function: GTPase activity; GTP binding. The transcript is spliced from 5 exons. Gene Ontology annotation, biological process: protein folding. The record is from RefSeq and is a predicted model, not a curated record. Lineage: Eukaryota; Apicomplexa; Conoidasida; Eucoccidiorida; Sarcocystidae. The coding region runs from base 1 to 558 and encodes 185 amino acids.